AUGGACAUUCAGGAAUCGUCAAAGCCAAGCCGUCAUCUAGAUAGAGAGAGGAAACGAGCCGCGCGCGCGUGUGAUGGCUGUCGCCGCCAGAAGGAAAGAUGCGAUGGAGGCGUGCCCUGUCGGAGAUGCUUCCGGCUAGGUCGCCAGUGCGAUUUCUCGGGCAGGGCCACAACUGAAGCGGACUCGCAGGCUGGCUCGGGACUGCGCCCUCCAAGACCUCGCGCGCUGGAUCAUGGCUCCGCUGAACAAGCAAAGCGGCUUGAAUAUCUAGAGAGAAUCGUCAAGGGCUACGUCGGAAGCAAGGAUGCUCUGGAUCUCGAAACCCUCAAGGCGUUGGCUCAAGCCACAGAGAAACGUCGGAACUCCCCUCGGCCAGCAGACACCUCCUCUCAGAGCUCCGAAUUCGAGGGCGUGGAUGAAAACUUUGAGAUGCGGCCCCUCCAUGGCAAUGUCACACACUAUUCUGGAGAGUUUUCGCAUUGGAACUUUUCUAUGCGCAUCAAGAAAUGGAUCGACCAGAGUGUUCCAAAUGACGCUUUAAAUCAUUCAUCCAAAUCACCAACAACCUUUAAGGAGUACUACCGCGCCGAAGAGCUGCAGUCGCAUUCAGAUGCGAUAGGUGCAUUGUCGCUUUUACCACCGAGACCCAUCGCCGACUUUCUCGUUUAUUCCUUCUUCAAGCAUGCACAGACCAAUUAUUUCUUCGUUGAACAGAGCUGGCUCAAAGCCAAGCUCGAUCUUGGUUAUGAAAAUUCGGCAGCAUUCUCUAGGCGGGACGUGGGUUCAGUGUGCAUCAUCUUUGCCAUUCUUGCCAUUGGAACGCAAUUCGCCUAUCUCGAAUCGUUGGUUGAUGGUGCCGAGAAUCCCACGGAAAAGGGACCUGAUGCGUUUACCGAAGACUCCGUUGGGAUACUAUUCUAUCAACAGGCAUGCCGACUGCUUCCAGAUGUAAUUACGGCCUCAUCGCUGGAGAGUGUCCAAGCCUGUUUGUUACUUGGCAUAUAUACGCUCCCGGUUGAUGCAUCAGGACUGGCAUACAUUUAUCUCAAUUUGGCCCUUAAGCUUGCGAUACAGAACGGCAUGCAUAGGAAAUACCCCGUCGAAAAUCGAGAUGCAGCCGUUGUUGAAACCAGGAAUCGGGUUUGGUGGAGUGUGUACACCAUCGAAAAGCGUGUUGGAACCUUUCAUGGUAGACCGACGUCUAUAUCCAGCACUGAUGUGGAUGCUGACUUUCCCGUUCAUCGUCCUGAUCUAUGGUCCUCGACCUCGCAAACCGAUACUGCACAUAUCUUGGCCACUUUUGAGCUGAACCAGCAGCUAAGUAAAAUGUCUCGUGAAAUAGCAAUCUUGAGAUCUGUGCCCAAACAUGAAGUGCCCGAAGGGCUGAAAAGGCUCGCACAGCUUCACCGUGAGCUCAAGACGUGGUGGGAUGCUCUGCCGAAUGACAUCUUUUGCAAAGAAUUCACAUCACAGUCGAAGAUUUCUCGCAAGCAUAUGCAUCUGCAGUUGGAAUAUUGCCUCGUACGCAUGUAUGUUGGUCGCGUCUUCAUCUUCCCCGAGGCAGGGUUGAGGGAUGGCAGCAGCCCAUCCACGUCUGUGAACGCUCCUUCCAGUGCGUCUCUGGGCAAAAAAAGCACUCGUUCAACCCUGGUAGCAGACUGCAUUGAGGCCGCCCUGUCAGUUAUAGACACGUGUCGCUGCCUGCGAAAUACGAUUGGCCUUGCUCGAGCCUCUUACACAGAGUUCAGCUCUUGUCGGGCAGCUCUCCUCGUCAUUACUACACAAUGUCUUUCCCAGAAGACAUACAUGUUCAGACAGGCUUUGCGGGAUGGCCUGUCGAUGCUCAAGGAGAUGUCGACUGGCAGCCAAUCUGCACACUCCGAAGCCUCGUUGAUUGAGGCUUUUGAACAAGCCAUCGCCAACAUGAAUACGCAAGAGCAGACUACCAGCACUACAGUGAGCGAGUCCCAAUACGCAAAGUUCAAAAGAUGGGAGCAGCUAUGGAAGAGCGAUUCGCCGUUACCAGAAACAGCAGAUGGAGGCGCUCAAAAGGAACAAGUGCCAAUGGCACCCCCGGCAUCAGAGCCACCGAAGCUAACAGGAGAGCCACAGAAAGAAGAUACCACGAUGAUGCCGUCAAGUACCCCCUUUUUCGGUGUCGAUGGACAUUUCGCAUCAUUUCCGCAAAAUCUGGAUGAUUUUUCGGCGUUCUUUGGGAAUGAAUUCGGAUCGAAUAUUGACUCUGGACAGGGCUGA
Messenger RNA from Trichoderma aggressivum f. europaeum, 2256 nucleotides. RefSeq names its product transcriptional regulator family: Fungal Specific TF. Gene Ontology annotation, biological process: regulation of DNA-templated transcription; DNA-templated transcription. The transcript is spliced from 7 exons. NCBI's taxonomy places the organism in Eukaryota, Fungi, Ascomycota, Sordariomycetes, Hypocreales, Hypocreaceae. Bases 1 to 2256 code for a protein of 751 amino acids. The record is from RefSeq and is a predicted model, not a curated record. Gene Ontology annotation, molecular function: DNA binding; zinc ion binding; DNA-binding transcription factor activity, RNA polymerase II-specific.